AACACCAGAUAUUUUUCCCCUCGGAAAAUCAUAAAGUGAUCGUUGCCGGGCGGGGUGACUCAGAGCCACAAGAUUUGGGCGGGAAUGGGUCUUAGUUUUUAAUAGGCAAUAGGUUGGUUUUAUCAACAAGGGCACAUGACGAGCUCACGAAGUCAAGGAUUUGGCCGGGGGGCGGGGAAGGUGGUGUAUAGGAUGGGUGUAUGUGAGGAAUGUUACAGUCAGUCUCAUCAGUAUCUCGACUGAGAGUGUGCUGGACCUGCUAAUCCUUGGUCACCAUGAGAGGUUGCUCUUUGGUCCUAUUUCGAUACGUCUUCCUGAUUACAGUCUUCGAAACAGUUGCUCGAAAACGCUUCCAAGACUCAUUCACUGGUGAUAGCAAAUUAUCGCUUUCACGACUUUCUGGCCACCUUGCUGGUUGGCAUCCUAACAAUAAUGUCUGGAAUGAGAAACUUUAUCCCAAGUGGAAGAGAAAUGACAUCCGAUGGAAAAACUGCUGGAAAGGAGGAAAAGUCGUUGCCCACUUGGGCAAUGAUGGGCCUACACUGGUUAGAGCGAAUGUAACUUUUAACGUGGUGCUUAAAUUACCUAAAUGUCAAAAAGAGGAUGAUAAUGGUGAUAUCGUUUAUGACGAAAACUGCAAAAAUGCAUCUUCAUUCUUUCCUGGUCAAUAUGUAUAUAACUGGAGUUCCUGGAUUGAUGAAUAUGGUUGGUUUAACCACACCACGUUUACCAAAUAUAAUGUCUUCCCAGAUGGUCAUUCUUUUCCUAGACACAUGGAUUGGAGGCAUAAGAACUUUGUCUAUAUUUGGCACACCCAAGGCCAAUACUAUCAAAAUAUUGGGCGAUCCAGUAUGACUCUUUCUAUCAAUACGACCAACAUCACACUGGGUGACCAUAUGAUGGUUGUGUCUGUCUAUCGAAGAGAUCACCAUAGAAAAAAAUACAUUCCAAUUGCAACAGCAAGUGGCCCAUACACGGUUACAGAUCAUAUUCCAACAUAUGUGCACAUUUCACAAAAAAACAAUCGCAAUACCACAAAGAACAUCUACAUCAAGGACUUAGAUGUUAUCUUUGAAGUUAACCUUCAUGAUCCCAGUGAAUAUCUGAAAAAUGCUGCCAUAUCCUAUAGUUGGGAUUUUGGUGAUGGACAUGCGCUUUUAUCAAAAAGUCCAACUGUUCUUCACAACUUCACUAGUUCAGGGAAUUUCAAACCUAAAUUGAUUGUUGAGGCAAUUCUAUCAGUUUCCUGUAGCUCCAUUAUACCAACUACAUUGAGCCCAACUACAGAAGAGGGCACUACAACUGAAUUGAGCACUCCAACCAAAGGGAGCAUGACAACCGAUUGGAGCACCACGAUCAAACAGAGCACCACGAUCAAACAGAGCACUACGAUUAUAUCGAGCCCUACCACCGAACAGAGCCCUACCACCGAACAGAGCCCUACCACUGAACAGAGCUCUACAACUAAACUGAGCACUGUGACCAAUGCAGAUAUUACAACUGGUUCCACAACAACAAUUGCUUAUACCAAUGGUACAAACAGUCCACUGCAGCUUGAGAAAAGAGAUGUCUCAGAAUUAGCCUGUAAUCUUCACAGAUAUGGUUACUUUGAAACAAAUAUCACAGUUGUGGAUGGAAUUGUUGGAGUCAGCAUUGUGGAGGUGACCAGUGUUCAGAUCUCCACAGAACUUCAGCAGAACUCCAUGGUGAAUUUUGUUGUCACAUGUCAGGGCAGUAUACCUACUGACGUUUGCACUAUAAUUGGCGACAGUUCAUGCAUGGUGCUGCAAAACAUGAUCUGUGAACCUGUUGAGGCUGUUGAUACAUGUUAUUUGACCCUUCAUAGACGCUUCAAUGAAUCUGGCAUCUACUGCGUCAACAUCACAUUGAGCGAUAAUACCAGUUUAGCUGUGGCUAGUACUCUGGUAUCAAUUGAAGGUUCCAGCAGUAAUACAGGCCUGCAUGGUGUCUUAAUAUUUGGCAUUUGCCUGGUGAUUCUUAUUCUUGGUGCUGCCUCUUUCCUUUACAAGCGUUACAAAGAAUAUACACCAAUUGUUAGACGAUUGAAUGACAGAAGUAAACAACUGGUGGUGAAUAAUGGUGAUGCCACUGUGUACUUCAAUAACCUGAGAAACAAACUCUUCCUUGUGAAUGAUGAGAAGAGCCCAUUACUGAAGAAACCUGGAGUCAUUUAAUCAGAGAUACUCAUCUAACCGGAAGUGUGCUCCAGGAACAGUCAACUUUCUGUCUGAGUACUUGUGUUGCUUGUGCAAAUCUUGAAUAUAGAAAUGUUAUAUUAUAUGCUUAGCUCCUCUUUACAAGUGGAUUACAAUAUAAAUUACUUGAAAUCCAGCUCUCCUUCACGGUGCUUGAGGGUGUAAGUCUAUAUGUAUUUAUAAACGUUAUAAGCAACUGCAAAUGUUGGAGAUAAACUUUUUUAAUGCCAUUCUAAAGUUCAUUCCAUUCACUCCAACCAAAGGGUCUGUUUCCAUGCUGUACAUCUCUAUGACUCUCAUGAGAUGGUACAGUGAUGGCAAAAUGGCAGCACCUGGAUGCACAUACUGGAUUUCUAUUGACACCAAAUUGUUUCAGUUAAGAAUCUAUACAAAAGGGAUGUUCACAGAGACCCUUCUAGAAGUACUAGCUUUUGAGUUUCUGCACAUUUGCUUAGAUAUGAUAGUCAUAAAACUAACUUUUCUACUUGUAUCUCUCAGACUUGUGUCAAAAGUCUCCAAAACAGAUAAUGUCAAAUAA
Hemiscyllium ocellatum (epaulette shark) is the source of this 2754-nucleotide messenger RNA. Its product is annotated as protein QNR-71-like. The record is from RefSeq and is a predicted model, not a curated record. Gene Ontology annotation, molecular function: integrin binding. Gene Ontology annotation, biological process: cell adhesion. The transcript has 11 exons. NCBI's taxonomy places the organism in Eukaryota, Metazoa, Chordata, Chondrichthyes, Orectolobiformes, Hemiscylliidae. The coding region runs from base 276 to 2195 and encodes 639 amino acids.